CCGUAGGAAGAAGCGUCAAGUUCGUCGGAGAAAGAAGCGCCGACUUCGCCGGAGGUAGAAGAUCAUCCGCCGAGCACUCCAAUGUCGCCUGCUACGGCUACACCAGAGGAAAUAGAUGACAUUGCUGAACUGAACAUUGUAGAUGAUUUGGAUAACCGACCUUCCAAAAAAACAGAGUGGGGCAGACAAUUGGAAAUUGAAAUCAUAGAUGAUGAGGAAGCUCUCAACCCAGAUCCAUAUGAUUUCGUCUACAGCAACAUACCAACAAGCUCAAACAUGCUCGAAAAAGAAGAAGAUUGCAGAUUCUGCCAUGCAACCAAAUUCAAGUAUGAAACUAAGGGAUUAUGCUGCAAAAAAGGACAGAUAAGACUAGCCAAUACAGUUACUCCACCUGAACUCAUGAGACUUUGGACAAGCAAUGACUCUGAUGCAAGACAUUUUCGGCAAAAUAUAAGAUUUUUCAAUGGGCACUUCUCAUUUACUACUCUUUACUGCCAGCUUGACAAAGACACGACUGACAUGCGAACGGCCGGUAUUUACACCUUUCGAGCACAUGGUCAAAUAUAUCACAACAUACAAUCAUUUGGUGACAGUGACUCAGAACCAAAGCAUCUCCAACUAUACUUCUACGACGAUGAUCCAAGCUUAGAACAUCGAUACCGCUAUUGUCGUGACGAAAUAUACGAACAAGACAAGCAUGUGAUUGGAAUAAUAACAGAUAUCCUACGCGGUAACCCAUACUCUCAACAGUUUAGGAGUUUGGGACAAGCCGAAAACCUUGAGGACUACAGACUCAUCUUGAACCUUGACCAGAGAUUGGACCAAAGAAGAUACAAUGAGCCAAUCAAUUCGGAGGUAGCUGCAGUAUGGAUUGAAGGAAAUGAAAGAAGAGAUACUUAUGACAGAAAUAUAAUAUUACAUGGGAACAACAACGAAAAAGAGCUCAUUCGAUCAUAUUACGGGUGCUAUGACCCACUAUCGUAUCCUCUAUUCUUUCCAAGAGCUGAACUGGGAUGGCAUAGAAAAAUUCCAAAGAGGGAAACACGAGAGGAAGAUAUUGGUGCUGAAAAUAUCACUAAUGACGAUGACCCGGAUUCAUCCAAUGGCCUAUGGGUAACCAUGAGAGAAUACUAUUGCUAUAAAUUUCAUACACGACCAAGCAUAUUCAACCCAAUUUUACACGGCGGACGGCUUUUUCAACAGUUUGCUGUAGACACAUACAUCAAAAUUGAAAGCUCCAGACUUGAUUACAUGUGGCAUAAUCAAAACAAAAUAAGAGCUGAUCUAUACCAAGGCCUUCUAGACUGCAUACAAGCCGGAGAACAAAAUGGAGAUGCAGUAGGAAAACAGAGAGUUCUUGCCUCAUAAUUUAUUGGAGGGCCACGAGAUAGACUUCGUCGGUAUCUAGAUGCUAUGGCAUUGGUUAGAAAAUAUGGAAAGCCGGACGUAUUCCUAACAAUGACAUGCAACCCCAACUGGGAGGAGAUCACAAGAGAACUAGAAACUGGACAAACACCACAAGAUCGACCAGACAUAGUUGUUCGUGUUUUUAGGGCGAAAUUACAAGAAAUGAAAAAGAAACUAUUUGAAAAGUCAAUUCUUGGAAAAGUUCAGGCAUAUACAUAUGUAGUAGAGUUCCAAAAGAGGGGAUUACCCCAUGCUCACUUUUUGCUCAUCAUGACUGGAAAAUACAAGUAUACAUGUCCAGAGCAGUAUGAC
This is a messenger RNA of Hordeum vulgare subsp. vulgare (domesticated barley), 1719 nucleotides long. RefSeq lists its product as uncharacterized. The transcript has 4 exons. NCBI's taxonomy places the organism in Eukaryota, Viridiplantae, Streptophyta, Magnoliopsida, Poales, Poaceae. The coding region runs from base 82 to 1368 and encodes 428 amino acids. The record is from RefSeq and is a predicted model, not a curated record.